AGCCGCUGCUCACCUUAUUACCCUGUGCGCCAUAGAUCCUCGUUUCAGUGUUCACACUCAUCAAACCGUCUUCGUAAAAAUCGAGAUUGCUAGGAUUCAGAAGACAUGUGUCAUCAGAUAUCUCAAGUCUUCCUUCCACUUGAGAAGUUGGGUGAUUGCCACGCUUGUCAGACCACCGCUGCCACAAAGAUUUGUUCUGCAUGUGGAGAGCGGGCUUACUGUUCUCAAGAGUGUCAAAGCCAAGACUGGAAAGACCAUAAAUUGGGAUGCGGUAAGACUGACCGCAUCGAUCUCGAACACUUCUAUCCCUUCCUUGCUUGGAUGUACGCAUAUUCCCACAUGACCGCCACCAAACCCAUACACCCCGCACUUCAACACAAGAUCAUCAACGACGUGAAUCCAUACGUCACCCCAACCCAACUCCCAGAUGGCUGGGAAGCCAAACUGGUAAUGAUAGAUGACACCCAAGCUCCGAGACCAUUUCUCGACCAUAUGGAUUGGUUCCCAUUGGCUUAUAGUCCAAAAGUGGCUGGUAAAAUGUUUCGUAGGAUCGCCUUGAGUGGUUACGUCCUACCGAUUCUCACUGCUGUUGCGUCGGCGAUAUUGGCGGAGAUGUACACGACGACGUCAGGUGCAGGUUCAUCUGAACGACGAGUACGCUUGAAAUACCGUUCAUCACCUAUUAGCGAUUUCGGUAUUGCCACCGGGAGCGCUGUGGUCACCCCGCAGGACAGGUUAGCGUAUUACAGACAAUCGGACGGUUCGAUUUUUUGGGGGCAAGAUCCGGACGAUCAUUAUUGGCUAUACUUCACUACAACUCGAGGGGAAGAGGUCCUCCUGGAUUGCGCGAUGUUUCCCUUUAAUAUGUGUCAAAUGGUGGAUAGCACGCCGUACGUCCCUGCAGAGAUGCCUAUGCAGGAGAUGGACCCGGCCUUGUCCCUGCGUUUCUCUCAGAACGCAUCGUACGGAAGAACACUCCGCCAUUGCAUCGGGAACGAAACUGUCUUUCUAUACUCCGAGAUCCCAAGCUGCACGAGGUUAUAAAGGUAUUUGUGCAAGUGCGUGACCCGUCGGGGAGCAUGACGCCGGACGACCUCCAACCGUUCGACGAGUAUAUGGAAAGGCUCUCCGGACGGUCUCUCACGGAUGUAGAGAGGACUCUUCUAUUGGCUGAGUCCUCAUCAUUGUGUAUCUUUACAUUACGUCUUGUGCCCGAAAGAUGAGAGAGGUGGAAGAAGUUCCCAAAGGAGCCGCAAGUGGGCAUUGAGGGUGAUCCGAGAGAGCUGGAUGACUUGGAUGAUCCUGAUUCUCAUUGGGCUAGGAGGCACAGGGAGUGGAAGAAGGGAGAGAAAGGAAGGAAGAAGCACAACGUGCGUUGAAUUUUGUUAGGUCUUGGGUUUGUAAUUCAUCAAGGAAGUAUGGUGCUGCAUUUUGUAAUCUCAUCAGGUUUAUUACUCACAUCGCUAUUUCUGUUUGAUAUUUUGAAAUGACAAAUUCAAACACG
Messenger RNA from Somion occarium, 1504 nucleotides. NCBI's taxonomy places the organism in Eukaryota, Fungi, Basidiomycota, Agaricomycetes, Polyporales, Cerrenaceae. The record is from the annotation of a GenBank genome assembly.